AUGUUCUCCUCUCUGUUAUCCGUCGUCACCUCAGCAUUGCUGGCCACCACUGCUGUGGCAUGGCCCAACGUACCCUCAGCUCCAUUCGUCCAAAACGCGACCGUCUUCUCUCCCCCAGCCAACUGGCCGAAUAAAGGUGGCAGCUAUGCCCGCUCCGUCCUCCUCAACCAGAACUGCGAAAAGGGAAAUCCUACCAUCCUCGCCACCGCCGCCUACCAACCACCAGACGGUCAGUAUCUCAUCAUCCACAAGAGCACAGACUAUGGUGCCACUUGGUCGGAGCUCUCCAAGGCAUACUUCAAUGGCAAUGCUAGUUUGUCUGGCGGUAUCAUUCUUCAGCCUUUCUUGUAUGAGCUUGCUCAGCCGUUUGGCAAGUAUCAGCCUGGUACGAUAUUGUUGUCUGCAAAUUAUAUCCCGGGAGACUUUUCUAGUACCAAUAUUCAGUUGUAUGCUAGUACGGACAAGGGUGCUUCUUGGGAGUAUGUCUCCACCGUAGCGGCCGGUGGUCCGCCAAAUACAGAUAACGGUGCGCCGUGUGUAUGGGAGCCCUUCCUUCUGGCCUACAGCAACCAACUCAACGUAUACUACUCCGAUCAGCGCGAUCCCGCAUACGGUCAGAAGCUCGCUCAUCAAUCCAGUGGUGACCUCGUCUCCUGGGGCGAUGUCAUCAACGAUGUUGCCUAUGCAAACUACACACAAAGACCCGGCAUGAUUACCGUAGCACAAAUCGGCAAUGGAAAGUGGAUGUGCUCUUACGAAGUCGGGCUCUGGACAGAUCCCGUUACUGGCAGCAACGACAGUGCACCCUAUGCUACCCACUACAAGAUUGCAGACUCGCCUCUCGAUUUUGGCUCAGUCGGCGACAGCAUCUUGAAGACUCCUGAGGGUAUUUCAAGUGCAGGUCCGUAUACCGUUUGGACUCCGGCUGGCGGACCUUCUGGCACAAUCGUUGUGAGCGAUUCGUCUUACGAUCAAUUCUUCCUCAACACACAGAACGGCGCUCCUGGCGCGUGGAAGAAUGUUAGCAGUCAAGGUCACGGUGUCGGAUACACCAGAUCCCUGUCGGUGUUGCCAGGGAAUGGUGGAAAGACUGUUCAGGUCCUCAAUGGUGGCAUGUAUGGAUCGAACAUGACUCUGUUCAGUGCCGGUGAUUUCAUCGUUCCUGGACCGGCUGGCCAUGGCCCUGGUGCUUCUGGCUUCCCCGCCUGCAAUCAUAACAGCGGCGGAUACGGCCACGGUUGGGGAUGGGGAAGCCCGUGGUGGUAA
Messenger RNA from Aureobasidium pullulans EXF-150, 1266 nucleotides. RefSeq names its product BNR/Asp-box repeat domain protein. The coding region runs from base 1 to 1266 and encodes 421 amino acids. The record is from RefSeq and is a predicted model, not a curated record. NCBI's taxonomy places the organism in Eukaryota, Fungi, Ascomycota, Dothideomycetes, Dothideales, Saccotheciaceae. The transcript has 3 exons.